AUGACAAGCCCAUGGGCAAGUGAGGCCAUGGGUAUGCCAGUUGCACCCUUCAGUCUGGGGUAUGUGAAGGGCAUGCUUCGUGCUUCCACCGCCUUGGCAUUGCUGCAUAUGUUCUGGCACCAUGGUCAGGCAGAUGCCUUGCUGCAAACCUUCCGGGCUUUGAAAGAGUCAUGUUCCACUGUGUAUGUGUUCCAUAUUCAGCUGCCCAGUGUGGAAAGCGAGGUCUUUCAGAACUUCUUGCUGAGCAUCCGUGAUAGCAUCAGCAAACCUCCCAACUUCAUUACAUGGCUUCAUACCCUGCGGCAGCUCAAGCAAAAAGGGUAUGAGGACAGCGCAGCCGUGAUUUCUCGAUUCAACGCCCUUGUUCCCAAGAGCGCAUGGCUGGUGGGUGCAAAGGCCAAUGCCCUGGGGAAUGUCAUGGCGCUGUUUCCCAGUUCGCUGAUCCAAGAUCUGGAAACUCAUGUGAGCAAGUGGGGUUGGGAAGGAAGUGCUUUGUCAGACGACUGCCUGUCCACCAAAAAAGUCUUGCCAACACACAUGCACAAAGCGCCACACAAGUCAUGGAAGCAGUUGUGCAGUAUGAGUGAGACGGCCACUGCCCUCACCUUCAAGCGCAUCAUCCGCGAUCAUGAGAAGCCUGGCGCUUGUCGCAAGAAGGUGGACAAACAAAAAGUAGAAUCCUUGGCUGAAACGGCGGCUUUGCUGGUCAACUUGUCGACCCAAAUGAUGGAGCAGUUCCCCGUCAAAAUGCAGGAUGUGGAGACCCACAUCUUUGAAGCAUGGCUGGAUGGAAGUCAUGGGUGGGACUUGGAGCUGCAUGAAGUGCAGACAGAAAAGCGGGAGAAACUUGCAGUGACUGAUGUCGAGAUGUUUCGCGAUGUCAUUGACAUGCUCAAGUGCCAGCGUCCUGUGGCUUCUACAAGAAGUUCGGAAAUACUUCUCAUCCGCUUGGAUGAAGACAAGUGGACGUUGAUUCUGAAGCAGCUGGAGUAUGACUUCCAAGCGUUUCGCGUCUACCUCUCCAAGAUGCAGUCUUUUGAGGUGGCAGUGCACCAUGCGAAGCUCGAGUGGAACAAGAGGCGUCGUGAAGAAGCUGCGCAAUGGUCUACGCAGUGGAUGUCCCAGAAGUGCCACAUCUUUGCCUAUGAUCCACAGAGCACUGGGCAAUUGAAUCGUCUGCUUGCUGAGCAUUGCCUGGCUUUGCUGAAAAACAACAGUCUGGAGAAGACAGCCGUUGCCACACUGAGCUACUUGAACUGGUCUGCUCCAGCGUCAAGGUCACAGAGUUCACAGGAUGCUGAAGCCACUUGUUUUUGCCAGCUGGUGGCAGAGCAGCCGCAAAACCUUGGGCUGCUGCUUUCCCCCGUCUUCCACUACAAGGUUCACCAACGCCACGCGCUGGAACACUUCUUGUUGAAGACAUUGUCUGGCAGAGGAGUGGAUGUGGACAGUCAAGCAGUGCUCAUGUACAAAGAGCGCAAAGACGCUCGGGACACGAGGCCUUUGCUGUAUCCUUUGCGAAUUGUGAGACCUUAUGUGGACAUGGGGCCCACUGAGUUCACACAGGAUGAGACAGAGACAGGUCCUGGCAAGCGCAAGGCACGUGUGCAUCCAGUGGUGCACUUCUGGCAAGGCGCGCGUUUGCUGAGCACUGGCCGCACCGAGGAAGCAGAGCAGGUUCCAAACACCCAGCUGAAGUUUGUGGAGGAUCUGUCGGACACCGCGCUUCCAUUGACGACCGAUGACUAUGCCAGUGUUCGUGGAGGGAAGCGUUUCGAGCAGAUUGGUGCUUCUGCAGCCUUGAAGCUGUUGGAGUCUUUGGUGGACAAAGACCUCCCCAAUGGCACGCAUGCGGUGGUGUUGGUGGACCUCGCUUUGGGCGUCGGAGACAUGUUCUGGGCAUGGCUGGAAAGGUGCAAGGCUUUGAGGUUUCCACUGCUUUUUCUGGGAGCCACGUCUGACCCCAUGACCUUGGAAUGGUUUCAGCACCAUUGCCUGGAGGAAUUGUCAGAGAAACUUCUGUCUGAAGACCUCAAGCUGCCAGGGUUCACUCCGAAGAGCACCGAGCCCCCAGCAGAUGUGCUUCUGUCAGCGCCGCCCGUGCCACAGCUGAAUCUGUGCACUGUGCGCCCUGGCCCUACCAUAGCCAUUCCUGAGAAAGUGAUCGCAGAAUGGUCGACAAACCCAAACCAUGGCAUUGAGUUUCAGAACCUGCUGAAAGAGAUGGUGGAGGAGUUUGGUGAGCCCAAGCCAGCAAACCAAACCAAAGCCACAGGGGAUGGUCAGCAGGAACCUUCUCCCAAGAAGCGACGCUUGACAGAACCUUUAGAGACUGUGCCUGUGGAGAAAAUGCCAGACACUAAACUGGUUGAAGCUGCUGUCAACGGCUUGAAGAAAGACCUGGCUGGUAAGAUCACGCUUCGGAUUGAUGGCAGUCAGGGCUGGUGGCUGGUGAAUGUGUCACAGACUUCUUGUACCAUUGCGGCAGGCACGGUUGUAGCAGGCUUCGGCACUGGCAACUUCCACCACCAGCCACGCAAGGGCCAAGAGGUAGCGGAGGUGGACAAUGAGAAGCUGUUGCUGUGCGACAUGUCGGUGGCAGAAUCCAUCUUGAUGAACGGCAAGCUGGAGAACCUGUCCGAGGUUCUUCAUGCCAAGGAGCUGCAGAAAGGAAAGGCGGAGAUUUGUUACCAUGCAGUCACACAGAAGGCCGGUGACAUGAAAGCCUUCGACAUUGUGCGCCAGGUGGAGGUCUAUUUCAAACCGAAUCCCAAAGUCCAAGGUCAAGUGGAAGAUGGAGGCGAGAUCAAAUUGAACAAGGGCACUGGCUCUUUUGCAGCUCUGGUGCCCUUCUCUUCCUUCCAGGCCUUCAAACACGCGGCUGUGAUUUGGUCCAUGCGGUGGUCCCCAAAAGGCUUGAUGCCAAUCAAGCCUCAGAUCUGCUUGCGUGGUGACUUGGUCUUGGAUGGCCAAACGGCGGUGAAGCUUUGA
This is a messenger RNA of Cladocopium goreaui, 2991 nucleotides long. NCBI's taxonomy places the organism in Eukaryota, Dinophyceae, Suessiales, Symbiodiniaceae. The record is from the annotation of a GenBank genome assembly.